AGGGACGCGCUAAACGUCUUGACGUCACACGUACGGCGGUAUACGCGAGGGGAAAUUUGAAAACAGCCCUGUCGCGAAAGCUUGUAAUGUUCUGAACGGUUGUGGCAGUUGUCUUCUUUUACUUACAGCAUGGAUACAGCUUCAAGUCUGAAGUCUUUGUUGCUUGCUAUCAAUCAGUAUAAAAACAGCAAGACUGUACAAAAUGCAUCACAACUGCAGAAGCAUCUUGAUGUCAUAUCUGGGUUCAAGUCCUCAAAACUCUUUGCAUCCAACCAAGUCUUGCCUAAUGAAUGUUUGACCAAUCUUGUUGAGCUUGUUGCUGACCCAAACAGCAAUACUUCCCUGACUCUUCAGAUUACUGGCCUGCUCUCACAUUUAGUUUCAGAUGAUGAAACUAGAGAUACUCUACUAAAUAGCUGCAAUCUUAUUAGUGCGCUUGCCUCUGCAGUUCACUCCAACAGUUCUACUCCUAAAGCACAAGUUGUGUUGCAGAGUCUUCACCUUUUACAGAAAAUUACAUACAAUGCACGAGUGUCUCAUUCAAAUGCUAAUGUUGAUGAUCUUCUAACAUUUUUGAUGCAACACAUACAGACACCUGAUGAAGAUCUAAUGAUACCUUGUCUUGGACUAAUGGCAAACCUCUGUAGGCAUAAUCUUUCAGUUCAAGCAUACAUCAAGUCUUUGAGCAAUGUAAAAAGUUUCUAUCGAACACUUAUCACUUUUCUGGCACAUAAUAGCUUGACAGUUGUUGUGUUUGCCCUUUCUAUACUAACAAGCCUUACUUUUAAUGAAGAGGUUGGUGAAAAGAUCUUUCAUGGAAAAAACAUCCAUCAAACAUUUCAAUUGAUUUUUAACAUUAUUGUAAAUGGGGAUGGCACGUUAACACGAAAAUAUGCAGUUGAUCUCUUGGUGGAUCUUCUCAAAAAUCCCAAAAUUGCAGAUUAUCUUUCCAGAUAUGAACAUUUUAGUUUGUGCCUCUCCCAAGUGUUGGGCCUGUUACAUGGAAAGGAUCCUGAUUCUGCAGAAAAGGUUCUCCAGCUCCUUAUUGCUUUUUGUUUGGAUGGAAACCUGUGUAAGAUUCUUUGCAAGACUAUAUUCGCAACUCGCAUUUUUGCUGCAAAUGAUUGCAAAAAAGGUAGCAAUGGAAAAGUUAUUGAGCCUGUCAUUUCACUUCUGCACUGGUGUAGCCAAGAUGACCAUCAGAAUUCCUGCUUGCUUGCUCUGGAACUUAUCAAGGAACUGUUGCUGGAAGCAAUUGAUUCAACACUUUCAAGUUCACUGCUGCCUUUUGUUGAUUUUUUGCUGCCUAUUCUUCUGGAGCUCCUGCAGGUACCAGUUCAGCCACCACAUGAUUCUUCUGCAAAAAAGAAAUGUGCAAGAACUGUCAGAGCUAUUGAUAUUUUACUUGUUCUUACUGAUGAUGAAUCAUUUAAAAUGAAUAUUGCUAAACGAAUUACUGCAAACAUGUGUGUGUCAAUAUUAGAAUAUCAGUUUUCUAGUAAUUCCAUGGAAAUUGACUUUGGGAGUUAUUUUUCUGUCUUUGGCAUAAUUGAUGCUGAUAUUGUGCUAAAGACUUUAAAUCUAAUGAGCAAGAUAAAACAUUUGGUGCCUAACUUGGAAACAAGUUUUUAUAAAAUACUUCAGGAUCAGCGCCUCAUUACACCAUUGUCGGCUGCUUUAACAUCAGAUGACAGACAGAGAGUUCAAACUGCCUUGAGGUUACUGUUUGAAGCUGCACCACUUCCUGACUUCCCUGCAAUGGUGCUUGGUGAAAGUAUUGCUGCAAACAAUUCUUACAGAAAGCAUACAACAGAUAUUUUAGUAAGAGGAAAGCCUUUACACGACUCAUCGGCCAUUAUGCCUAAGCAGUGUUGUCAGACCUACAGUACUGACGGUCCACCAAAAUCAAAUAUUCAAAACCUUAUAGAAAAGCUACAGACAGGAAUUGAGUUAAAGGACCAAAUCAAGGAUAAAAGGGUCUCUGACAUAAUAGAUGUCUAUGAGCAGAAAAUCUCUGCAUUAGCUUUGGAAGAAGGACGAUUACAAGAUCUUUUGGAAGCAAAAGCUUUAGCACUUGCUCAGUCAGACCGAUUAAUAGUUCAAUACCGCUGUCAAAGGGUACAAGCAGAAGAGGAGGUGCGAAAACUGGCCAGUCUUCUGAAGGAUGCAGAAAGAAAGAAUGAAGAGUUUUCUGUACUACUUAAUAAUCAGCAGCUGGAGUCUGAACGUGCAAAAGAUGAUAUUGAACGGCUUUACCAACAUAACCGGAAACUGCAAAUUGUUGCUGAGGAACAUGAAUCUUUAAAAAUGUCAUUCUCUGAUUUGGCUAAUACGUAUGAUGGAACUGAAAAACAACUAAAGGAUCUCCAGGCUUCACACAAUAAUUUAAAUAAACAAGCGGAGAUGAUAAAAAAGCAAAAUGAAAACUUAAAAUUUCAACAUGAUAAAACCUUAGCACAGUUAUCAGAAGUGGAAGAGAAGCGUAAGGAGGUAAUAAAAGAAUUACAGGAUAAAGAUAAUCUAAUAUCAAGUUUACAACAGAGAAUAGUACAACUAGAGAGAAAUGUAGAAAUUAAAGAAAAAGAAAAGGAAGACAUGGAAGAAACGAUUGACAUUCUAAGAAAAGAAUUAAGUAAAACCGAAUUGGCAAGAAAAGAGCUAAGUAUUAAGGCUUCAUCUUUGGAAAUUCAAAAGUCUCAGCUAGAAACACGACUGACAGAAAAAGAAACCGUGCUGAAGUCUCAACAGGAAGAGCUAAAUAAACAUUCUCAUAUGAUUGCCAUGAUCCACAGUCUGAGCAGUGGAAAAAUGAAGGCUGAUUCAGUAAACCUUAGUCUGUAAAAUUACCAUUCUACAGUGUAGAACUUGUAAAGGAUUUUUUAUGAUAUAGUAAAAUAUAAUCUAUUUACAUAUUACCUUUUGUGUAAUGAGACAAGUAUCUUAUCGAUCAUAUGCAGAAAAUAAGCAGCAUAUUUAUGUAUACAAAUAAAUGUUUUGCUUGGUCUAUACUUUUUUGCAAAUGUAAACAAAUAAAAUAACGUGUUUUGUGUUUUAUUAUCUCAGGUUUCAUUUACAAAGGUUAGUGUCCUCAGUAUAAAUUUUAGAAGCCAAUACAUUUAAAUGUAUAUGUUUUGAUUUCCCUUUAUAAUUUAUAAAAAGCAAAAUGGCAAAUAUACGGCACAAUGUUGUUUUGAAACUGUUUUGUAAUUUUUUUAUGAGGUUUUUAUUUGGGAAUUUUCAUUAACAGUCUUCCAUUUUUAUAUUUGUGUGUCUUGUUUUAAGUGUUUGUAAUGUUAGUCCUAAUAAACUGUCCU
Erpetoichthys calabaricus (reedfish) is the source of this 3314-nucleotide messenger RNA. RefSeq names its product cellular inhibitor of PP2A (gene cip2a). The transcript has 22 exons. Lineage: Eukaryota; Metazoa; Chordata; Cladistia; Polypteriformes; Polypteridae. Gene Ontology annotation, molecular function: protein binding. The record is from RefSeq and is a predicted model, not a curated record. Bases 130 to 2841 code for a protein of 903 amino acids.